Messenger RNA from Condylostylus longicornis, 750 nucleotides. Its product is annotated as ankyrin repeat domain-containing protein 12-like. The transcript is spliced from 6 exons. Bases 160 to 750 code for a protein of 196 amino acids. Lineage: Eukaryota; Metazoa; Arthropoda; Insecta; Diptera; Dolichopodidae. The record is from RefSeq and is a predicted model, not a curated record. Gene Ontology annotation, cellular component: nucleoplasm. Gene Ontology annotation, molecular function: protein binding.
AGCACGCAGUGCUUUAAUUUAAAAGUAAAUUUGGUUUUUUUACAAUCUAAUUUAUUUAUUUUUGAAGGGUAAAAUUUCAAAAUUUUUUCUUCAAUAACUUUUUAAAACAAUUUAAAGGAUAGCUGAAAUAUAUCUGUUAGUUUAAAAUUUAAGAUAAGGAUGCCUCCACCGAGACCGAGAGGAUUUGCUGGAAGUUCUGGGGGUUCUAAUACUAGGCCUGCUCCCAAUACUCCAAUGUCUGAACGCCAACAAAUGGCAUUAUUAAUGCAAAUGACUUCGUCGGCAGCUUCGCCAUCAUCAACAUCUAGUUCUGAAAUGAGUCCAGGCACAAUGCAUAAUUUAGCUAGAUCAAGGGAUAGAAAUGAACGUGGUGAAACAUCUUUACAUGUAGCAGCUAUUAAAGGAGACCAGGAUACUGUUAAAAAGUUAUUAGAAAGUGGUGUUAGUCCAAAUGUUGCUGAUUUUGCGGGAUGGACACCAUUACAUGAAGCUUGCAAUCAUGCACAUUAUAAUGUUGCAUUAACAUUAGUUAAAGCUGGAGCAAAUGUAAAUGCAAGAGGUUUAGACGAUGACACACCAUUACAUGAUGCGGCUACUAUUGGGCAUUUAAAAUUAGUUAAAAUGUUAGUUGAAAAAGGUGCAGAUAUUAAUCUUAAAAAUAGAAAGGGUAGAACACCUGUAGAUAUAGCACAUCCUACUGUAGCUUCUUAUUUACAAGCAGUUAGAGAAAUGAAGUUUGUAAGAUGUUAA